AUGUCGAAUAAAAAUGCGAGUCAACGUCUUUAUCUUGGGCUCGAUUUGAGUACUCAGCAGUUGAAAGGUAUUGUAAUUGACGAACAAUUACAAACCAUUGCUGAAUACGCUAUAAGUUUUAAUGAUAAAUCUACGCUUGUUCAUCACGUUCAACCAAAUGGUUUCAUUGUCGACAAAGAUGAUAAUCGUUGCGUGACUACACCAGUUUACGUAUUUCUUGAAGCAAUCGAUGUUUUAUUUCAAAAGUUACGCGAUCAGAAAAAGUUCGAUCUGUCGAAUAUUGUCGGUGUAUCAGGCUGUGGACAACAGCAUGGAAGUGUUUAUUGGAAGACGAGCAGUGAAUUAGAAAAGAUCAAGAAUUUUCACGCAGGAGAAGAAAAUGUAUCGUUGGUUGAUCUUUUACAAUCGUCAUUUUCACGCAUUGAUUGCCCAAUAUGGAUGGAUUCGUCUACGACAGAAGAAUGUCAAAUAUUGGAAAAAACAGUCGGAAAUGCUGAAAAUCUUUUUCAAAUAACUGGUUCGAAAGCGUAUGAGAGAUUUACUGGUAGUCAAAUAAUGAAAGUUGCUCGGAAAACACCCGAAAUCUAUGCACAAACAGAACGAAUUCAAUUGAUAAGUAAUUUUCUCGCCACUAUUUUACUCGGUGAAUAUGCACCUAUUGAUUUAUCCGAUGGUUCCGGAAUGAAUUUACUCGAUAUUCGACAGCAUCAAUGGUCAAACGAAUGCUUGAAUGCAUGUGGAAAAGAGUUGGAGAAAAAACUAUCGACGAAACUUGUGUAUCCGAGAACAGCACUGGGACCAAUUGCAAGUUACUUUGUUGAACGAUACGGUCUGAAUAAACAAUGUCAAGUUGUAUCAUGCACAGGUGAUAAUCCAUCAUCGUACUAUGCAUUAGCAUCCGAUCCGAAGACGGUUGUUAUUAGUUUGGGUACAAGUGACACGGUUAUGGCGUCAAUACCUGCAAGUGCUAUGCCAAAAGAAGCGUUUGCUGGUCAUUUGCUGGUUAAUCCGCUGAAGGCGUAUCCAGAGAGUAAUCUGUUGAUGCUAUUGCUUUGCUUUAAAAAUGGGUCACUUGUUCGGGAACGUGUACGUGAAGAAACAGGUACGAAAGAUUGGAAAGGCAUGAGUGAACUGCUCGGUCAAACACCUUCGGCAAAUAAAGGUGUUAUUGGGUUUUUCUAUGAUGAUCAUGAAAUUUUACCACACAAUGUUCAAGGAAGAUUCUAUUUCAAUGCUGACGGUGAACAAGUCAAUGAUUUGGAAGCGGCAUCGAAAGUCAGAGCUUUAGUGGAAGGUCAAUUGCUUGCUAAACGCCUCUACCUUCAACGAGCAAAUGUUGAUUUAAAUAAUAACGUCGAUCAAAUUGUUGUUACCGGUGGUGCAUCUGUUAAUACUGACCUAUUACAAAUAUUAGCAGAUAUCUUCGCUAAGCCGGUAUAUACUGCUUCAGCACCUAAUUCGGGCGCUUUAGGUGGUGCUUUACGUGCAGUUGAUGUUAUCAAUCAAAAACCAAAUACAGUUUCUUCCACUGUUGAAUGUGUCGUUGCUGCUAAGCCACGCGGUGAAUAUACAUCAUUAUACGACGAUAUGCUCAAUCGUUAUGCUAAAUUAGAAGAUAAAAUUGUCCAAGAGAAAAAACAGUGA
This is a messenger RNA of Adineta ricciae, 1644 nucleotides long. NCBI's taxonomy places the organism in Eukaryota, Metazoa, Rotifera, Eurotatoria, Adinetida, Adinetidae. The record is from the annotation of a GenBank genome assembly.